Messenger RNA from Triticum aestivum (bread wheat), 966 nucleotides. RefSeq names its product serine carboxypeptidase-like 50. NCBI's taxonomy places the organism in Eukaryota, Viridiplantae, Streptophyta, Magnoliopsida, Poales, Poaceae. The coding region runs from base 89 to 706 and encodes 205 amino acids. The record is from RefSeq and is a predicted model, not a curated record. Gene Ontology annotation, molecular function: serine-type carboxypeptidase activity. Gene Ontology annotation, biological process: proteolysis. The transcript has a single exon.
CGGGCUCACGCACCCGGUCGCGCAGGUGGCCACGCACGCCGACUCGGCCUACUUCACGGGCCUCGUCAACGCGCGGCAGCGGCGGGAGAUGGAGGCGAUGCAGGCGGAGGCGGUGGCCCUCACGGAGGCCGCGCGGUGGCGGGAGGCGGCUGAGGCGCGGGCCCGCGUGCUUGACUGGCUGCAGAAUGCCACGGGCCUCGCCACGCUCUACGACUUCGCCAAGCAGCGGCCGUACGCGUCGGCUGGCGUCGAGAAGUUCCUCAACAGGGCGGAGGUCAAGGCAGCGCUGGGCGCGCUCCCGGACGUGACGUGGGAGGGGUGCAGCGACGCGGUGGGAGAGGCCAUGUACGAGGACGUGAUGAAGAGCGUGCUGCCGGAGGUGGAUGCGCUUCUCCGGCAGACGCGCGUGCUGCUGUACCAGGGCAUCCGCGACCUCCGGGACGGCGUCGUGUCGCAGGAGGCGUGGAUCAAGGAGCUAAAGUGGGGCGGCCUGCGCGCGUUCCAGGACGCCGAGCGCGCCGUGUGGCGGACCGGCGAAGGGGAGGAGCAGGAGCUCGCUGGGUACGUGCAGCGGUCGGGGGUGCUGACGCACGUGGUGGUGUACGGCGCCGGGCACCUCGUGCCGGCGGACAACGGGCGCGCGACGCAGGAGAUGAUUGAGGGAUGGGUCAUGCAGACGGGCGUCUUUGGAAGCGGCAUGAGGUAGCGCGGCCUGUUGCCAGCCGGCGACCUGAUUCUUGCGGCUUGACGAAGCUGGUCUUUUGUCUUGACGAAAAUUGUUGCAGUAAUAGUCAUAGAUUAAAAUAGCCCGCGAAAUAGCCGCGAUAGCUGCGCUAUAGCUGCCUGGGAGCCUCGCCGCUAAGCUAUGGCUGUUGCCGCGAAAACCUCAACAUAUCCCUCUAAAUGGAUAAAAAAUCGGCAAAACCCUCCAGAAAUCAUCUCUCCCACCAGAAAAUUUUCCGCCAU